AUGGCUCUUAAAAGGGAAAUCAACAUAUAUGAACCAGCCAGUGGAAGAGACAUGAAUGAUAAAGAAGUGUUGUUGGAUGAAUCAGAUGAAGUUUGGCUUGAAUUAAGACAUCAACAUAUUGCUGUAGUGUCACAGCAAGUUACUAAAAUGUUAAAGAAGUUUGCUGAGAACAAGAAACUGUCUUCAAGUGGGGAUAAAACCUCAGUACGAGAUCUUUCUGUGAUGUUAAAAAAGAUGCCACAAUAUCAGAAAGAACUGAGCAAGUAUGCAACUCAUCUGCACUUGGCUGAAGACUGCAUGAAACAUUAUCAAGGAUAUGUUGAUAAACUGUGCAAAGUGGAACAGGACUUAGCAAUGGGAACUGAUGUAGAUGGAGAAAAGAUACGUGAUCAGAUGAGAAAUAUUGUCCCUAUAUUGCUGGAUUCUAACGUCACAGCAUAUGAUAAGAUUAGAAUUAUUUUACUCUACAUUAUCGGCAAGAAUGGUAUCAGUGAAGAAAACCUGGCAAAGUUAAUUCAGCAUGCCCAGAUACCAGAUCAAGAGAAGUGUAUCAUUCCCAAUAUGACACAUUUAGGAGUACAGAUUAUACAGGAUAGUGGUAAACGUAAGCAUAAACAAUUGGAAAGAAAAGAAAGAAUCACUGAGCAUACCUACCAGAUGUCCAGGUGGUGUCCUGUUAUUAAAGAUAUAAUGGAGGAUGCAAUCACAGAAAAGUUGGAUACGAAAAUAUUUCCUUAUUUGUCAGGAAGAGCUGCAGGACCAACAUAUACAUCAUCCGCAGCAAGAAG
Molecule: messenger RNA, 788 nt
Organism: Saccoglossus kowalevskii
Lineage: Eukaryota; Metazoa; Hemichordata; Enteropneusta; Harrimaniidae
Product: syntaxin-binding protein 1-like
Biological process (GO): vesicle-mediated transport
Source: RefSeq, a predicted model, not a curated record